Messenger RNA from Tetrahymena thermophila SB210, 237 nucleotides. RefSeq lists its product as hypothetical. The record is from RefSeq and is a predicted model, not a curated record. NCBI's taxonomy places the organism in Eukaryota, Ciliophora, Oligohymenophorea, Hymenostomatida, Tetrahymenidae. The transcript has a single exon.
AUGUUUUAUUUUAUUGUCUCUAUUAACCCAUGCUAUUUAGAAAAAUUAUAGUAAUAGCAUAUCUCUAAAAAAUAAUAAAAUGAAGCUACUUCUGAUAAACAUAUUGAUUAAAAUAACCUAUAAUCUUAUUAAGCUAUAGAUUUAUAGCAAGGGAUUCUUUCUAUUAGUAAUGGCAAGUUAACUUUUGAAGAGUCUGAAAAAUCACCUAAAUAAUUAAAUAUUGACUAAAAUGAAUGA